Betta splendens (Siamese fighting fish) is the source of this 2064-nucleotide messenger RNA. It is a transcript of the gene cep41, whose product is annotated as centrosomal protein 41. Bases 122 to 1228 code for a protein of 368 amino acids. Gene Ontology annotation, cellular component: ciliary basal body. The record is from RefSeq and is a predicted model, not a curated record. The transcript has 11 exons. Gene Ontology annotation, biological process: protein polyglutamylation; cilium assembly. Lineage: Eukaryota; Metazoa; Chordata; Actinopteri; Anabantiformes; Osphronemidae.
UGCUGUAGCGGAGCGGGUAUCCAGUAAAGGCUCCUCUGAUUGGUCCAAGGCAACACGCUCACGAAUUAGCAGCGACAUUGUUAAACGUGGAAAUUGAUGUUUGGUAUUUCGGUUUGAAAAUAUGUCGUUCAAUCGGACAAUUGGCGACGUCGAGUACAUGAAAAAAAGGAUCCCGAAAAACGCAAAGUAUGAACAUGUGAAGACUCGUUUGGACACAGGAUGCAGCCUGACAAAGUAUUUGGAAAAACUGGAGGACAUUAAAAAAAAUUACAGGUAUCGAAAAGAUGAAAUCUUCAAGCGGUUAAAGGUGACAACAUUUGCACAAUUGGUACUUCAGGUAGCCUCUGUGUCAGACCUGGAUGAAAGUGACAAUGACUGUGAACUACAUGCCCCAGAAGAUGGUGUAGUGUCAGGUGCCGGCCUAGACUGUCUGUCUGGACGCACCAAUGGGUCCUUGCAGGAGUCUCCACGCUCAGAGCGUCAGGAUGCAGAUGACGCCGGAGACGCCUGCUGCACGGCCAGGUCCACGCUUUUAAGCGUCAUCAGUGGUGUAGGUGAGUUGAACGUGGACAGAAACAGUCCAAAGACAGCAAACACCUUGUUGUCCAGCCCUGAGCCAGUUGACUCGCUCUAUCCUGACUGCCCCUACCUGCUGCUGGACGUACGGGACCGAGACCAGUACGACCUCUGCCACAUCAUCAGUGCACACAGUUUCCCCGUUGCAAUGCUGUCUCGGACAAUGAACCCCUACACCAAAGAAGUACUGGAAUAUAAAAAUGCUGCAGGCAAAAUCCUCAUUGUGUAUGAUGAGGAUGAGAGAAUUGCCAGCCAAGCAGCCACCACCAUGUGUGAGCGAGGAUUUGAGAAUCUGUUCAUGUUGUCUGGAGGCCUCAAAGUAGUCGCUCAGAAAUUCCCAGAAGGUUUAACAACGGGCUCCAUGCCCACGUCAUGCCUGAGCUCACACACAGCGAAGGGGAAAAAGGACUCCAUGCAACGGCGACCGAUGCAGGCAGCAGAGAAACGGUGGAGGUUCACGUCUGAGGAGCUGCUGAAGCUGCAUGAGCAGCUGGAGGAGAUCCUCAUUCCCAGUAACUCCAACAGUCGAAUGUCGAGCCGCAUGUCGUCUUUUAGCUUGGACUCAAAGGCGUCCAGUGCUCGGAGUCGACAGAGUUCUUCCACAGCUGGGAGGGAGAGCAGCCGCGUUCAGAGCAGUAGACCCUGGAAGUAACACAACCUCACACCGACCAACAUGCCUCCAACACACGGCCCACGCUCACCUGUGACACACCUGCUGAACACGGGUUCCUCCAAGUGUUUGGAAAGUGCUCACACCUUUGAAAGUCCGUAACAUUAUGAGACAUCGUCAAACUAAACUUUUAGAUGGUAGUUCCUGAACAGGGUCAGCAGCGAGGAGUGUGAUGCUCUUCUACACGUUAAUGUCAGACAGGUCAUUUCCUAACACUUGGUUUGCUUAAAUUGCGUGUGAAUGUCUGCACGGUGCCUCUUCAACUUGAAAAGUCUUUUUGCACUUAUGAACGUUUUUCACAAAACUAUUGUUUUCACCAGUACAUGAUCAGUUCUGUGGAUGGUUUAUUCAAACUAUGAUGCAUGGUUAGUUCAACAGAUUCAUAGAGGCUGAUAUGAAGAAAAUGAAGGAGACUCUGUAUUACAUGUGACAAAUGUACAAAUAAUUCAGUUCUUGCUUCCUCCUGUUAUGACGUGUGGGAAUUCUUUAAUUAAUACGUGUGCAACUAUUGAUUCCUGUGUGUGUGUGUGUGUGUGUGUGUGUGUGUGUGUGUGUGUGUGUGUGUGUGUGUGUGUGUGUGUGUGUGUGUGUGUGUGUGUGUGUGUGUGUGUGUGUGUUCUCACAGUUUCAGAAUUUGAAAAGCUGUUUUUCUGACUCGUGGCCUUUAGUUCUAGGUUUUACUUGCACAUUUUUCCUCUGAUACGACUUGAACAGUCUUCUAUGAAGUGCAUUAUGUUGUGGACAUCAGUCUUUGUGCAGUUGAUCAUGUGGUUUUUAUGUGUAAAUUAAAGUGAAAGAAUAAAGUGUGUGUGCUUGUU